CUGCUUAAAGGGCUAAAUAUUUUUGGGGUUCUUCAUUAUGUUGAAGCAGUAGCAUAGCUGAAUAACUUGUAAUUCAGGAGAAAUGUGUACUUAGGACAACAUAGGAGGCCCAUGGCAAACUGCAAAUAGUUAUAAUCUUUAUUUAUACCCAUUCUUUUUCCUUCAUUUUAUUUUAUUUAUUUUCCUCCUGUGACUCAGCUGUUUUAUUAUCAUGAAAAAGACAAGCUCUUUAAAUCUGUUGCAGCAUUUAGAAACUGUUUCCAGUGAUUAUUUUUAUGCAGCCGUCUGCACAAGUGGGCUUUGUGAGUAGAUAAGAAUAAGAAAGCAGAUAAGAAAAGAAAAUUUGAUUCAUUCUUGAUUGAUACAAAUCUCUUUAAAGUUUUAUACAUCUUUCUGAUAUUUUAUGUCUUUUUUUGCAUUAAGUGACAAGAGACUGAUGAAAAUAAAUUGCUUUCAGAUUGAGGAAGACAGUGUAGAGCUGUGAGUUUUCCUGAUAUAAUAUGGGUUUUCAAACUUACAGUUUUUCAAAGACACAGUGAUCAUUGUCAUUUUGUGAGUGUCUGUGAAUAAAGUGCAGAUUGUUAUGAAUUCAUUGCUUUAUUUUAGUUUUUUUUUUUUACCAAGGGGUAGGAGAAUAUUUUGCUUCUAUUGCUUAAAAAAGCUUUGGUGUCUGAAUAUCUAGUGUAUAUGAAGCAGAUGUUGCUUAAACUUCAUAGCUGUGUAACUGACCCCAAAAUAAGUGCAGGAAGUGGUUUAUACGGUAAUAUUAUGAAUGCAAAAAAACAUUUAGGUCAGUAAAUUGUUACAUAUCUUUUCUAUUGAAAUCACUUUAGCCUUGUUCAGUGCCACCAUUCUCAGAAGGUACUUUUCAGAAAAGCAGAAGUGUCCUCUAUGUUAAUAAAGUGCCAGACCAUGCAGCAAAGUGCUAGGUAAAAAUCACAAUUUAUAUUGUUUGAAUUACUCUAGAAAUAAAUGAGUUUCCUUCUUGCUUUUCCCUAGCAGUGCAGCUCUCAAGCAUGGAAAACUGCAACUCUAAAACACUUUGGAAUCUAUUUAUUCUUUUGUGGGUUUUUUUUGGGUUUUUUUUUUUUUGUUUGUUUGUUUGUUUUAUUUUUUUUUUUUUUAUGCAUGUUUGUAACUGAAUUUGGUUUCUGGAGAUACAGAUGCAGAUGUAGUUUGUGACAGGCUUGCUUGGUGGGUCCCAUGGAAUCCAGGCUUCAGAUGGUGGCAGUGAGGAUAGAAGUUCUGGACAGCACACUAAAGAGGCUAUUUCUUGGACCUGCAAUACAUUACAAAAUUAGAAAGGUUUUCAGUUACUUGCUCAUAUUUAUUUGCAUUUCUUUAUGAUUAUGCAUACUAUACUAGGUCAUGAUUCAGCAUUUAAUUGUAGUUACUGACUUACCUGUUUAAGUUACAUACAACUCUGUGUUGCUGAUAAGUGACAAAUUUUGCUAUAAAUUGUGUAUUAGGUGACUGGAUGCUAUGUGCUGUAAAAAACACACUCCUUUCAACCUGGUCAUUUUUUUUCUAGAUGAACUUAGGAAUUGGGCUUAGGAAUAUCAGUAUGAUAUCUUGACUUUUUACCUUUGUACCUAGCAGAAAGAGAGUAGCCAAGCAUAAAAGGCAUAGCUUCUGCUGAACAAGAGCAGUAGCAGACUACAAGGAAACAGGCAAUGUCUUCUGAAACAGGUCAACAGGGAAGUCAGACACCUCCAAUAAAACAACCUGUAUGGCCAAUGUUAUUUUGUCCCAUGUCCCAAAUUCAAGACAGAGAGAUUGCAAGGAUCAUUAAAGAAUGCAAACAGGAAAGUUUCUGGUACAGAGGAGACUACUCUCUUUUUACAGCUCUUCCUUUAUCUCUUGGGAGCAUACUUGUCACCCAGGGGCUAAUCUCAAAAGGCAUUUUCUCAGCAAGCCUAAGAUUUGGUCCAUACCCCAAGAUGGCAAUUGCCGGUGUCUUGGGUUUUGCCAUUGGAAGAAUGUUAUACAUAGGAGAAUGCCAGAAAAAGUUUCAGAAAAUUGGUAUUGCACCAUUUGGUCCACAACAAAAAAGGAAGUGUCAUCAUACUUGCAAAGAAUGCAAAGCAAAAUUGGGAUCAAAUGAGAGAGAAGGUUCAAGUCUUCAGCAACUUAGUGCCAGAAGUGGUGAACAUGAUUAAAACUUUAUGGACCAUCUUCUUUCAAGGCACUUUCCUGUAGCCUAGAAAUAAUAAUUUUGUGAUUCUGUCUCUUAGAUUUGGUAUAAAUUGACUUAUUUGAAAUAGUUGCAUAUUGUUACAAAGUUCUGUUUGUACAAAAUACCAGUGUUUUGAAAUGCACUUUUUGAAAUACACUCCUCUCUUUCCAGCACAUACUGGUUUAUUUACCUCUCUUUAAUGCAAUUUAGCUCUUAGUGCUGAUAAAUUACAUUUGUCUGUUGUAUUUAGAUGCUAGCAAUGCUUUGUGUAACAGACAAAGUGGUUUAUGUUGGAAUGUUCGUCUCUGUCAAACAGAAAAGGUGUGAGGAUGUUUAAAUGGUUUGCACAAUGAAGCAGCUAUCCAGUCUCUGAGCUGACCCCUUGGUUAUGGAGUACUUUAAGAGUACCAAAUUCAGGGUAUUGUCAGACUGCAGUUACUGUGCUGAACCAACUUCCCAUAAGCCAGUUUUACACAAAGGGCCGCUUUGCCAGGGGUACCAAAAUCAUGAACAAGAACACACAAUAUUUUGGAACAAUUUAUGGUUGCAUAAAAUCUGAGGCCACCAGAUGCUGAGAAAACCCCAGAUCUAGAUGGCACAUGAUCUCUACAAACAGCAGGACACACAGUCUUCCAUGAAACAUCUCAGCAAAUCAAAAGGAGGCACUUCCCCUAAACACAGUGAUGGCUUUCAUAUGGAAAGAAAUGCAGCUACUGAAAGUUUGGGCUUCGCUGUCGAUGAAGACUGUCUUCUGUGGGCUUUUUCUGUUUGCUUGUAUAUGAUGCCUGUGGUUAGUGCUCCUCUUUUGAACUAGCUUCUGUGGGCAUCUUUACUUCGACACAAAGAAAUUCUGCAAGCAAAAUAUAUAGCGUGGAAAAGUAUAAUGUAACUAUUAAUUGGUUAGUGAACAGAAAAGAGAUUCUGGAUUUGACAAAGUGAUUAGACUGAAUACUCAACUUCCUAAUAAAGCACUUGGAUAGCCUUUCCUAGUCAAGCAAGAGGGCUUUCAAGCCACCAGGCAAAAGGGGAAGGAUUAGACUGACUGGCCUCCCUGUUCUUUUUUUUACUAUAAGAUUUUAUACUUUUCUACUUGGUGUUUAGCCUCUUGAAUUCUUCAGCUACUAAGAACCCCAGUCUCAAGAGGGCUUCAAUUUUACACUUGUUAGUUUUAUAUGGUAUUUUUGCAGUGUUUUCAAUGGCAGUCAGGGAUACACAGCAGUGCUGUGUCACAGCUGCUGCUGUGUACAGGCAGGUGAGCCUUGGAGAGCCUUCCACGGGGCCUCCAGGGAGAAGGGCUUACACAACCACUGAGAAGGCAACCUCCUUUGUGAAAAUCAUGUGUUGUCAUGGGUGUGCUGUGAUAGCCACCAAAACUUGUAUGGUAACAUGUCUGAGCUACUUCCCCUUCAUCUGUCAUCUGCUGUCAGGAUAACAGCCAGAAGCUGCACCAGGGUUAGUCGUGCCUGGAUUAUCUGAGGGAAGCCAUUACAUCCAGGUGACGUCAAGGAGGGCAAUGCCUGUGACAGACCUUGCAUGUUAGACUUCGAGGCUGUUCUUGUGGUCAGUGUUACCUCUUGGGAUUACAACUUAGCUGCUGGACAUUGCUUUACAUGUAAUUUUGUAUUUUUUACAUGUAAUUUUUGUAUUUUUUACUUUUGAUUAUUUUUCUGUAAUAAAUAUACUGAUGUAUAAAA
Molecule: messenger RNA, 3870 nt
Organism: Lonchura striata (white-rumped munia)
Lineage: Eukaryota; Metazoa; Chordata; Aves; Passeriformes; Estrildidae
Source: RefSeq, a predicted model, not a curated record